Molecule: messenger RNA, 1866 nt
Organism: Miscanthus lutarioriparius
Lineage: Eukaryota; Viridiplantae; Streptophyta; Magnoliopsida; Poales; Poaceae
Source: the annotation of a GenBank genome assembly
AUGGCCGCACCGUCGGAGGGCGCGCUGCGGCGCUCGCUCGCGGAGCGCCAGGCCGCCGCGGACGCGCAGGCCGAGGCCGUGCGCGCGCUCAAGGCCGGCGGCGGCGCGUCCAAGGCCGACGUGGACGCCGCGGUCGAGGCGCUGAAGGCGCUCAAGGUCGAGGCCGGCGCCGCCGCGCGCCGGCUGCAGCAGGCGCUCGGGGCGGGCGCGGGUGGCGCCGCGAGGGAGGAGCUGCGGCAGGCGGUGGUGAACACGCUGGAGCGGAAGCUGUUCUACAUACCCUCCUUCAAGAUCUACCGCGGUGUCGCGGGGCUCUACGACUACGGGCCGCCCGGGUGCCGCGUCAAGGCCAACGUGCUUUCCUUCUGGCGCCAGCACUUCGUUUUGGAAGAGAACAUGUUGGAGGUGGACUGCCCCUGUGUGACGCCUGAGGUUGUCUUGAAGGCAUCAGGCCAUGUUGAGAAGUUUACUGACCUCAUGGUUAAAGACGAGAAGACAGGCACAUGCUACCGUGCUGACCACUUGUUGAAAGAUUUUUGCAAGGAGAAGCUUGAGAAAGACCUUGCCUUGCCCAAAGAGAAGGCUGAUGAAUUUAAGCGUAUUCUUGCCAUUUUGGAUGACUUCUCAGCAGAGGAACUUGGUGCAAAGAUUAAGGAAUACGGCAUUGUUGCCCCUGAUACAAAGAAUCCGCUUUCUGAUCCCUACCCGUUCAAUCUUAUGUUUCAGACAUCUAUUGGCCCCACUGGCCUUAGCGUGGGGUAUAUGCGACCAGAGACUGCACAGGGUAUUUUUGUAAACUUCAAGGACCUGUACUAUUACAAUGGCCAAAAGCUCCCCUUUGCAGCUGCUCAAAUUGGGCAAGCUUUUAGAAAUGAGAUCUCGCCACGACAAGGUCUUCUCCGAGUGCGUGAAUUCACGUUGGCAGAGAUUGAGCAUUUUGUGGACCCAGAAGACAAAUCACAUCCAAAAUUUGUUGAUGUUGCUGAUUUGGAGUUCCUGAUGUUUCCAAGAGAGCUGCAACUCUCUGGGGAGUCAGCCAAGCUAAUGAAGCUUGGGGAAGCAGUUUCAAAGGGAACUGUUAAUAAUGAGACACUUGGUUACUUCAUCGGAAGGGUCUAUCUUUUCCUGACAUGCUUGGGAAUUGAUAAGGGUCGGUUGCGCUUCAGGCAGCAUCUACCUAAUGAGAUGGCUCAUUAUGCUGCUGACUGUUGGGAUGCUGAAAUAGAGUGCUCUUACGGGUGGAUAGAGUGCGUGGGUAUUGCUGAUAGAUCUGCAUAUGAUUUGAAAGCUCACACUGAGAAAAGCGGUGUCCCACUUGUUGCUCAUGAAAAAUUCUCCAAGCCUAGAGAGGUUGAGAAACUUGUCAUAGUUCCCUCGAAGAAAGACCUGGGGCUGGCUUUUAAGGGCAACCAAAAGAUGGUCCUUGAAGCAUUAGAGGCUAUGAGUGAGAAGGAAGCAUUUGAGAUGAAAGCUGAACUAGAAACCAAGGGGGAGACAAAUUUUAAAGUCUGCACACUCGGAAAAUAUGUGGUGAUUACAAAGAAGAUGAAUCAAGAGUUUGAUGCUGCUGCCAAAGUAAUCGCUAAGGCAUUAACAACUGCUGGUAUCUCCCACAUUAUUGACACUACUGCAAUUUCUAUUGGGAGGAGAUACGCGAGGACAGAUGAGAUUGGUGUUCCAUUUGCUGUAACAGUGGAUUCGGCAACAAACGUGACGAUCCGAGAGAGGGACAGCAAGGAGCAGAUCCGUGUGGACAUCAACGAGGUGGCAUCCGUGGUGAAGCAGCUGACAGAAGGCCAAAGCACCUGGGCAGAUGUUUCUGCAAAGUAUCCUGCCCAUGUUGGCCCCCAAGGUGACCAGGAGUGA